CGUUCAGCGCGACACUGCGUGCGCGCGCACGCGGAGGGCCGGCGGUGCGCUUUACGGUGGCUGCGUCAGUGCGUGACGUUCGUCCGCAUUCUCAGUUCACACGUGGCGCGCGCCGAGGCACGUUGUUUCUCCUGUCUCUGCUCUCUGGACAAGUUCCACAACCGCCAUGAAGCGGCCGAAAUUAAAGAAAGCAAGUAAACGCAUGACCUGCCAUAAGCGGUAUAAGAUCCAAAAAAAGAUUCGAGAGCACCAUCGAAAAUUGAGGAAAGAAGCUAAAAAACGGGGUCAUAAGAAGCCUAAGAAAGACCCAGGAGUUCCAAACAGUGCUCCCUUUAAGGAGGCUCUUCUUCGGGAAGCUGAGCUGAGAAAACAGCGGCUUGAAGAACUCAAACAGCAGCAGAAACUCAACAGGCAGAAGGAACAAGAAAAGAAAAGAAAAGUUGAAGCUAACCCUGAUGUUAAGCCAUCUGAUGUGGAACCUGUGAAGGAGGAAUCCGAGCAGUGCAAAACUAACAACAGAACCAAGUCUGUUAAACAGAGCCCAAAGAAGUUAUAUUGUCAGGAACUUAAAAAGGUGAUUGAAGCCUCAGAUGUCGUGUUAGAGGUACUGGAUGCCAGAGAUCCUCUUGGUUGCAGAUGUCCUCAGGUAGAAGAAGCCAUUGUCCAGAGUGGACAGAAAAAGUUAAUACUUGUAUUAAAUAAAUCAGAUCUGGUACCGAGAGAGAAUUUGGAGAGCUGGCUAAAUUAUUUGAAGAAAGAAUUGCCAACAGUGGUAUUCAGAGCUUCGACACAUCAGAAGGACAAAAGGAGUAAAACCAAGGUAAUGAAGAAAGCUGCUCCAUUUAAGAGUAAAGUCUGCUUUGGAAAAGAAGGACUUUGGAAACUUCUAGGAGGUUUUCAGGAGACAUCUGGCAAAUCUAUUCAGGUUGGAGUAAUUGGUUUCCCAAAUGUGGGGAAAAGCAGCAUCAUCAAUAGCUUAAAACAAGAAAGGAUAUGCACCGUUGGUGUAUCCAUGGGACUUACAAGGAGCAUGCAGGUUGUCCCCUUGGACAAACAGAUUACAGUCAUAGACAGCCCAUGCCUCAUUGUCUCUCCACUGAACUCCUCCGCUGCACUUGCUCUGCGAAGUCCAGCAAGUAUUGAAGCAGUAAGGCCAGUAGAGGCUGCUAGUGCCAUCCUUUCCCAGGCUGACACUCGACAGGUAGUACUGAAAUACAAUGUCCCAGACUAUAAGAAUUCACUGGAGUUUCUCACUAUGCUUGCUCAGAGAAGAGGUCUGCACCAAAAAGGGGGAAGCCCAAAUGUUGAACGUGCUGCUAAACUGCUAUGGUCUGAGUGGACAGGUGCCUCUUUAGGUUACUAUUGCCAUGCCCCCACAUCCUGGACUCCUCCUCCACAUCUUAAUGAGAGCAUCAUGGCAGACAUGAAAUGGGGCUUUAAUCUGGAAGAACUGGAAAAAAACAACGCACACAGCAUACAAGCCAUCAGAGGUCCUCGUUUAGCCAAUAGCAUCCUUUUCCAGUCCCUGGGUCUGACAAACGGGGUAACAGAGGAAAAGGAUAUACCUAAAGGAUUGCCAAAACCAAAACAGAAGAAACAGGAGGAAAAGGAGGAGGACGAAGACAUGAACAGUGACCAGGAAAGUGUGGAUGCAGAAGUGGACGAGAGGGCUUCAAACACAUCCCCUGCAGAAGAGACGUGGGUGGCACAGCCUGAAGAGUCCGUACCAGGUAACCAGUCUGGAAGAUCUUUUAUCUUGGAUAAAGUGACUGAAGAGGAUGAUGUUUAUGACUUUAGUACAGAUUAUGUGUAACACAACCAUGUCCACUUAUAAAGGGUAUUUAACAUUUUAAACAGACUGCUACUGUUAAACUGUCCUAUGUGUAUAACAUAGUUGUUUGUUACAGUAUGAUAAAAGCUAUGUGAAUUCUGUAAA
This is a messenger RNA of Tupaia belangeri chinensis (Chinese tree shrew), 1936 nucleotides long. It is a transcript of the gene GNL3, whose product is annotated as G protein nucleolar 3. Lineage: Eukaryota; Metazoa; Chordata; Mammalia; Scandentia; Tupaiidae. Bases 167 to 1813 code for a protein of 548 amino acids. The record is from RefSeq and is a predicted model, not a curated record. The transcript is spliced from 15 exons. Gene Ontology annotation, cellular component: nucleolus. Gene Ontology annotation, molecular function: GTP binding.